AUUGACCUAUAUGUUGCUCAAGAUGUAUACUUCGUUUAACCUCCCGCGAUAAAAUGUACGGAAAAGGUUUAGCGAGAGCGGAGCAACUUUUAUCGGUCGCCGAUGAAGCCCAAAACGACGGAUUUCAACAAACCAAUACCCCACGAAUUAACCAUAGUUUCAGACUGCAAUCAGAAUGGGUAAACGCAAGGAAAUUAAAGAUAACGAUGUCGAAAUGGGCGGCACAGACCCCCGCGUGGACGGCGAUGAGUCCGACGAGGACAUGGAUAUUGUGAAUGUCGAUUUCGAAUGGUUUGACCCUCAACCAAUCGAUUUCCACGGCCUUAAGAUCCUCCUUCGCCAGCUCUUCGACUCCGAUGCCCAGAUCUUCGACAUGUCCGCUUUGUCGGACAUGAUCCUCGCGCAACCGUUGCUGGGAUCAACGGUGAAGGUAGACGGUAAUGAGUCGGAUCCGUAUGCCUUCUUGACCGUGCUCAAUCUCCAGGAACACAAGGAUAAACCCGUCAUCAAAGACUUAAUAUCCUACCUCCAGCGUAAAGCGUCAUCGAAUCCCGACCUCGCCCCUCUUUCCCAACUUCUUUCCCAAACACCUGUUCCUCCGAUCGGAUUGAUUCUUACCGAGCGAUUGAUCAAUAUGCCUGCCGAAGUGGUUCCUCCGAUGUACACCAUGCUGAUGGAGGAGAUUGCGUGGGCUAUUCAAGACAAGGAGCCCUACAAGUUCUCGCACUACCUGAUUGUGUCCAAGAAUUAUGAGGAGGUCGAAUCGAAGUUGGACAUGGAGGACUCGCGGCCACAGAAGAAAAAGAAGAAGUCGGGUGACAAGGUUGAGAAGUUCUACUUCCACCCUGAGGAUGAGAUUCUUGAGAAGCACACGCGGUGCUUCGGGUCUAUCGAGUAUACGCAUAAGCAUGAUGAGGGACACUCGGAUUCGAAGCGCGCGUUCCAGGAGCUGGGUAUCAGGACUAAUGGAAGUCUGAUGUUGUUCGAUGCGGAUAAACUCGAGGGUGCAAUCAACGAGAUGAAGGAGUUCUUGCAGCCUCCAGUAUGAGGCUGAUGGUUACGGCAUGGUUUUAUGAAGUUAGAAAAAAGUUCCUCUGCGCUUUGUCCAUAGCGUGUCUAUAUCCGAUUUUUGACAAUAUAUUAAUAACUCUAUGGUUUCCUUUGUUGGGGG
Messenger RNA from Aspergillus pseudotamarii, 1171 nucleotides. Its product is annotated as protein-transporting protein BCP1. The transcript has 3 exons. The coding region runs from base 176 to 1048 and encodes 290 amino acids. The record is from RefSeq and is a predicted model, not a curated record. Gene Ontology annotation, cellular component: nucleus. Lineage: Eukaryota; Fungi; Ascomycota; Eurotiomycetes; Eurotiales; Aspergillaceae.